This is a messenger RNA of Pteropus alecto (black flying fox), 6533 nucleotides long. It is a transcript of the gene SAMD9, whose product is annotated as sterile alpha motif domain containing 9. Gene Ontology annotation, cellular component: cytoplasm. The coding region runs from base 293 to 5065 and encodes 1590 amino acids. Lineage: Eukaryota; Metazoa; Chordata; Mammalia; Chiroptera; Pteropodidae. The record is from RefSeq and is a predicted model, not a curated record. The transcript is spliced from 2 exons. Gene Ontology annotation, molecular function: protein binding.
GUCAUUUCUAUAAAUUCAAGUCUAGGAAACGAAACUGAAAACGGGCUACCUUUCCCCGACUUGCUAGUUUUCAACACAGCCAUUUCUGAGACACACCCUGUUGUUUCUGAGCCAGUUCAAGCUCAGACUGAGGUAAAGCAGAGAAUAAACUUCCACAGAAAAAGAAAGGAAAUGGUUGUCUCUAACAUCGCUGAAGGAAGAAAAUACAGACGUUAGAUGUUUUCUGCACCAAAAUACAUGGUUUUCUCUUUAUUUAUGCAGAAGAAAUUUGAAAGACAAUCUGAGUAUCAGAAUGGCAGAGCAAUGGAACCUACCAAAAAACACAGAUGAGUGGACAAAAGAGGAUGUAAAUUGCUGGUUAGAAAGUCAAAAAAUUGACCAAAAACACAGGGAAAUCUUGACUGCACAAGAUGUGAAUGGAACAGUCUUGAAGUGGUUAACUAAAACUGACCUCAUCGAUAUGGGCCUAACACACGGACCAGCUAUCCAAAUAGAAUGUCUAUUCAAAGAACUGCAGAAAACAUCCUCCGAAGAUCCUAUUCAGACAUGUAAGAGGAAAAAAGGUAGUAAAAAUGUUCCUAAAACACAAACUUUGAUGCAAGAGGAAAAUGGAAAAACUUCAAAGCAAAAACAAGAGGAUAAAGAGAAAUCAGAUAUGGCUAAUGCCUCUACAAUAAAUACAAUUACUAAAGGUUCUAAGUCACUAAAAAAUGAAUACAUGGAAGAUGAAAUAGAAGACACAAAGGAAAAUAAGCCAUCCAUGGAACUGACAUGUGCAUCAUACCCUUUUGAUGAAUUCAGUGAUCCAUAUCGUUACAAAUUGAAUUUUUGUCUACAGCCUGAAACAGGACCACUCAAUCUCAUUGACCCAGUACAUGAAUUCAAAGCUUUCACAAAUACAAACACAGCCGCAGAAGAAGAUAUUAAGAUGAAAUUUAGCAAUGAAGUCUUCCGAUUUGCUUCAGCUUGUAUGAAUUCACGAACCAAUGGCACCAUUCAUUUUGGAGUCAAAGACAAACCCCAUGGAAAAAUUGUUGGCGUGAAAUUCACCAAUGUCACCAAGGAAGCCCUCAUUGAUCACUUCAAUCUGAUGAUCCACCAGUAUUUUGAAGACCAUCAAGUCCCAAAAGCAAAGAACUGCAUUCGCGAGCCAAGAUUUGUAGAAGUUUUACAGCAAAACAGUAUUCCAUCUGACAGAUUUGUUAUUGAAGUGGAUGUUAUUCCAAAACACUCUGAAUGUGAACAUGAUUAUUUUCAGAUUAAAAUGCAAAAUUACAACAACAAAAUAUGGGAACAAAGACCAAAAUUCUCAGUCUUUGUGCGAGAUGGGGCCAACUCUAAAGACAUCAUAAAAAAUAAUGCAGAGUUCAGAGCAUUUAAAUUAGAUUUAAAAAGACUAGCAGACGCUAGGAAAGAAGCAGAAGCAGAAGGAAAAUGUAGAGUAAAAACAAGUAAAAAAGAGACUGAUGGACCAAAGCUUGUUCAAUUGCUGACAGGAAAUCAGGAUUUGUUAGAUAAUUCAUACUAUGAAUGGUACAUUCUUGUAACAAAUAAAUGCCACUCAAAUCAAAUAAAACACUUAGAUUUCCUAAAAGAAAUUAAAUGGUUUGCUGUACUGGAGUUUGAUCCUGAAUCUGUGAGCGAAGGAAUAGUCAGAGCUUACAAAGAAAGCCGAGUAGCAAACCUUCACUUGCCAAGUCUGUAUGUGGAGGGGAAAACCACACCAAUUGAGAAGAUUUCCAGUCUGAAUCUUUAUCAACAACCCAGCUGGAUUUUCUGCAAUGGCAGGUUGGACCUUGACAGUGAAAAAUAUAAACCCUUAGAUCCAAGUUCCUGGCAAAGAGAAAAAGCAUCUGAAGUCAGGAAAUUGAUUUCAUUUCUUACACAUGAAGAUAUAUUGCCAAGAGGGAAGUUUUUAGUAGUAUUUCUAUUACUCUCCUCUGUGGAUGACCCAAGAGACCCCCUCAUUGAGACCUUCUGUGCUUUCUACCAAGAUCUGAAAGGAAUGGAAAAUAUAUUGUGUAUUUGUGUACACCCGCACAUAUGUCAGAGAUGGAAAGAUCUGCUUGAAGCAAGAUUAACAAAACAACAAGAUGAAUUAUCAAGUCAAUGUAUUUCUGCUUUAAAUCUUGAAGAGAUAAAUGGCACUAUUCUUAAACUAAAAUCUGUGACUAAAUCUUUAAAGCGAUUUUUGCCAUCUAUUGGCUCAUCUACUGUCCUUCUGAAAAGGGAAGAAGAUAUCAUGACCGCUCUGGAAAUUCUGUGUGAAAAUGAAUGUGAAGGUACACUCUUAGAGAAGGACAAAGAUAAAUUUCUUGAAUUCAAGGCAUCAAAAGAGGAAGACUUCUAUCGAGGUGGUAAAGUAUCAUGGUGGAACUUCUACUUUUCUUCUGAAAACUAUUCUUCACCUUUUGUCAAAAGGGAUAAAUAUGAAAGACUUGAAGCAAUGAUUCAAAACUGGGCAGAUUCUUCUAAGCCAACAAGUGUCAAAAUUAUUCAUUUGUAUCAUCAUCCAGGCUGUGGUGGGACUACCUUGGCUAUGCACAUUCUCUGGGAACUAAGGAAGAAAUUCAGAUGUGCCGUGCUGAAAAACAAGACAGUGGAUUUUUCUGACAUUGGAAAACAAGUGACUGAUUUAAUCACCUAUGGGACAAUAAACCAUCAGGAAUAUUUACCUGUACUGCUCCUUGUUGAUGAUUUUGAAGAACAAGAUAAUGUCUAUCUUCUGCAGGCCUCUAUUCAAACAGCUGUAGCUAAUAAGUGCAUUCGAUAUGAGAAACCCCUAGUGAUCAUCCUAAAUUGCAUAAGAUCACAGAAUCCUGAAAAAUGUGCAAAGAUGUCAGAUAGUAUCGCCCUAAUACAACAACUAUCUUCCAAAGAACAGAGGGCCUUCGAGCUUAAAUUGAAAGAAAUUGAAGAGCAACAUAAAAACUUUAAAGAUUUUUAUUCCUUCAUGAUCAUGAAAACCAAUUUUAAUGAAAAGUACAUAGAAAAUGUGGUCAGGAAUAUCCUGAAGGGACAAAUUAUUUCCACCAAGGAAGCAAAGCUCUUUUCUUUUCUGGCUCUUCUUAAUUCAUAUGUGCCCAAUACCACCAUUUCACUAUCACAGUGUGAAACUUUCUUAGGAAUCACAAACAAGAAAGCUUUCUGGGGACCAGAAAAAUUUGAAGAUAAGAUGGGCACCUACUCUACAAUUCUGAUAAAAACAGAGGUGGUGGAAUGUGGAAACUACAAGGGAGUGCGGAUUAUUCACCCUCUGAUUGCUGCUCGUUCACUGGAAGAAUUGAAGAUAAGCUAUCACUUGGAUAAAAGUCAAAUUAUGCUGGAUUUGCUAACAGAAAAUUUGUUCUAUGAUCCGAGUAUAGGAAGAAGCAAAUUUUUUCAAGAUAUGCAAACACUGCUGCUCACAAGACAGCGCAAUGAACAUGAAGGUGAAACAGGAACUUGGUUUUCCCCAUUCAUUGAAGCAUUACAUAAAGAAGAAGGGAAUGAAGCAGUUAAAAAAGUAUUGCUUGAAGGUAUUCAUCGGUUCAACCCAAAUGCAUUCAUUUGCCAAGCGCUGGCAAGACAUUUCUACAUUAAAGAGAAGGACUACACCAAUGCCCUAAAAUGGGCAACUCAAGCAAAAAACAUAGAACCUAGCAAUUCCUAUAUCUCGGAUACAAUGGGUCAAGUCUACAAAAGUAAAAUAAGAUGGUGGAUAGAGGAUAAUGGAAAAAACAGGAACAUUUCGGUUGAUAAUUUAACUGAACUUUUGGAUUUAGCAGUACAUGCCUCAAAUGCAUUCAAAGAAUCUCAACAGCAAAGUGAAGAUAGAGAGGAUGAAGUGACGGAAAGGUUUUAUCAGAAGUCAAAAAGGCGAUAUGAUACUUAUAAUAUUGCUGGUUAUCAAGGGGAGAUAGAAGUUGGGCUGUACACAAUUCAGAUUCUCCAGCUCAUUCCUUUUUUUGACAACAAAAAUGAACUAUCUAAAAGAGAUAUGAUUAAUUUUAUAUCAGGAAGUAGUGAUAUUCCUGGGGAUUCAAACAAUGAAUUUAAAUCAGCCCUCAAGAACUUUAUUCCUUAUCUAACUAAUUUGCAAUUUUCUUUGAAAAAGUCCUUUGAUUUUUUUGAUGACUAUUUUGUCCUUCUAAAACCCAGGAACAACAUUAAGCAAAAUGAAGAGAACAAAACUCGGAGAAAGGUGGCUGGAUAUUUUAAGAAGUAUGCAGAUAUAUUUGGUCCCUUAGAGGAAUUACAAAACAAAGAUCUCAAAUCAAAACUUAGUUUGCCACUUCAAGUAGAGCUGUAUCGGAGAAGACUAGAAGUUUUAAAAGCAGACAGGUUUUCUGGGCUCUUGGAAUAUCUCAUCAAAAGUCAAGAAGAUGCCAUUAGUACCAUGGAAGAUAUAGUGAGCAAAUAUACUUUUAUCUUCGAACAAUGCACUGUCAGAAUCGUGCCAAAGGAAAAGCAAAAUUUCAUCUUAGCCAACAUCAUUCUCUACUGUAUUAAACCUACCUCCAAAAUAGUGAAUCCAAUUAAAAAACUGAAAGCUCAGCUCCGAGAAUUCUUACAACAAGUAGGACCGACUUAUCAGUUUUCAGAACCUUACUUCCUAGCUUCCCUCUUAUUCUGGCCAGAAAACCAACAACUAGACCAAGAUUCUAAACAAAUGGAAAAGUAUGCUCGAUCACUCGAAAAUUCUUUUAGGGGGCAAUAUAAACAUAUGUAUCGGACAAAGCAACCAAUUGCAUAUUUCUUUCUUGGGAAAGGUAACAAUAUGAACAGACUUGUUCACAAAGGGAAAAUUGAUCAAUGCUUUGGAAAGACACCUGACAUUAAUUUCUUGUGGCAGAGUGGAGAGGUAUGGAAGGAGAAAAAAGUCCAAGAACUUUUGCUUCGUUUAAAGGGACGAGCUGAAAAUAAUUGUGUAUACAUAGAAUAUGGAAUCAAUGAAAAAAUCACAAUACGCAUCUUACCUGCUUUCUUGGGUCAAUUAAGAAGUGGCAGAAGCAUAGAAAAAGUAUCUUUUUACAUGGGAUUUUCCAUUGGAGGCCCACUUGCUUAUGACAUUGAGGUUAUUUAAGAGCCUGAUCUUGAUCUUCUCUCUACAAGAAUGUAGUCUUGGUACCACCUAAUUUUUUUUGACCCAAAAUCUAUACUUUAAAUUUCCUCUUACGUAUGUUAUGAGUCCUACACAGACUGUAGUGAAAAGGAAGGAAUGAGAAAUAUGGAAAGUAUCAAAUACCUUCCUUUAUUUGAAAAACACCAUCAAGGACAAGAUAAAAAAAGGAGCUAUGUAUGGAAUUAAGAGAGGUGAAUGUAAUAUAUCUGCCACACAGACCCGCACUAGUUUCCCCAAUUACUCAAUCAAGUCAUGGACUGAGGAAGAGAGGAACUUCCAGAAGGACUUUCCUGUCAAUUGUAAAAAUUUUGCAGAAUAGGAAAAAAUAGUUAUGAUUUUAAGACAUUACAAAAUCUGGAAAAUAAUUUCACAAAAAAAGCAAAAUCUUCUCAAACUGAGGAGCAACAUUUAUUCUUACCGAGCAGACCAGAAAUGUACCACGCACUCAAGAAUCUUUCAAAGCAGAGAACCAACAAGUUCUCUGAAGGUCAGAGUCAUAGAAGUCAGCAGAUCUUGCCAAAUAAUUGAACCUGAAUCUGAUCAAGCCUCUUGAUGUUUCUUCCAGUUGAAAGAAAAUACAGAUGUUGGUUAUGCUUCAAAGUAAUUCCAUGUUUGGAGUAUGGGGAUGGUGAAAGGAAAGUAGAGAUGCAGAAUAGCUGCAAGAAGACUGGACCUGCGCUAACAAUGGCUGCGUGAUGCAUACAUGGGAGUUCAUUAUACUCUUUUCCUGUGCUUUUGAAAUUUUCUGUUAAAAUUUCUAAAACAAAAAAUGCAGUUUGUUUUUGUCUUCACAAUUACAUUCAAACUUUUCCCUGGGAGAGGUUUUUCCCUUGCUCCUGCAUGAAAUUUCAGUUCCAUAACUGACCAGCUAUCUCUUGGUUUAAAAAAAAAAAAAUCCUCUGGCCAAACACAGUAGUUUCAAUUUAGAAAAUGAGAAUAUCCAGCCACAUUUCCCUAUGGGGCCACUUCCCUCUCUGCCCCAGGUUUCAGUCUCCUCUACACAAAAUGAUCUGUUGGAUUCCUCUUGCUUUCCCCACGUGAUUCUUUUAAACUCAAAUCAAGCCAGUUUAAGCAGGUACUCUCUUUCUCCCAUGACCUCCUUGGGUGCAUGGGAAACAUUCAUGGAUAUUUGCUCUACCAUUGGUAGGAAGUACAACAAAUUUCCAGUCUUGGGAACAACAUGCCCCACAAAGUCAGGAGGACACAGGUCAAGAACUCCAAGUAAACUUCUUGUAGACAGUUCCCUUCUGCCCUUGCCAGCCCUGCUCUCUAGGCUCAAGAUGAGAUUCUCAUGGUGGUUGGGAGAACUUUUGCCAAAAGAGGCUCUUAAUAAACCCUGUCUUCCUCAGUCCCAGCAGAGGGCAAACUACAGCCUGUAGACCACAUCCAGCUUGUCUUUCAAAUAAAGUUUUAUUGAAACACAGCCACA